AUGGCGACUGCAACACCGUCACCCCUGGCCAGCUCUGUUGAGAAGACAAAUGGAAACAAGCUAAGCAGGCUUCUCAUCGAUGGGGGAACAACAGUGCUGAGGAAUAUUUUCGAUUCCCAUCACCCUCGAGCCAACUUGGCUGCCAAGCUUAGUUCCACACAUAUUCAUCCCAUUCUUACUAGACUUCGGCAUAGAAACAUUCUGAAUGGUGUUCAGUGGGACAAACUGUUUCCACCACCAGGUGGAGGGCCACCAAACUCUAAGAACUUUGAUAUCACUCUUCUGUUCCUCUUGCUGAGGAACAUUUGCGGCCUACAUCCUCCCCUUUCAGGCUGGGACAGAAUGCCCCCCGCCAGUGACACCUCAUUUGAGGCUAACCUUGCUCGCAUUAAGUAUUAUCGAAACGUACUCUAUGGUCACGUGACAACAACUGGCAUUCAAACACCAGUGUUCGAUGUGAAAUGGCAGGCAGUUAGUUCUGUUCUUGUUUCGCUUGGUUUAAGUCAGUCUGAAGUGGACAGGUUAAAGAGAGAGCCUUGUGGGGAGGACUAUGUCAGCGCUGUUAUUGAAUGGAUGAAAAAUGACGAAGAGAUCCAAUUCCAGCUGAAAGAUCUACGUACAAAACAACAGCAAGUGCUCCAAACCCAACAGGAAGAUCACAGAACUCUUCACGAUACGCAUAAAAUAGUUGGAAAAGUGCAACAGACGCAAAUAGAAGCCAGCAAUUUGCAACAGCAGGACCACAAAACUCUUCAAGAUACACACCAGGCAGUUGGCAAUUUACAACAAAUGUUACACGAAGUUCGGAGAACCCAACAAGAAUCGCAGCAGCUUUUCAAGUAUGAGGCUGCAAACGCUGAAGAAAGAAGAGAUAAAGCUGAAGAGGAUGAAGCUCUGAGAAAAUUAGCACAAGUUAACACCGAGAGAGUCAUCCAGUAUCACUCUGGGAAAUACCAGGAGGGAACGCGCUUGCACAUCUUUGAGAAGAUCAAGUUGUGGCUAGACGACCUUGCAUCUGAAAAUCGUGUGAUAGUAAUCAGUGGAGAUGCGGGAAUGGGCAAAUCAGUGAUCGCCGCUGUCGUUUGUCAGAGAAUGCAACACGCUGGUCGGCUCUCAGGAAGUCACUUUUGUCAGCACAACAAGGAACGUUACAGAAACCCCAAGGUGAUGCUUCAAUCGUUAGCUUGUCAGCUCUGUGAUGUUUUACCAGAAUACAAAAGUGAACUGUUGAAGAAACUUUCUAGAAACUUGGGUGUGGACAUGGACAGCCUAGAAGUUCAGGAGUUGUUCGAAUUUCUUUUCGAGGAGCCUUUAUGUACCGUAGGAGACCCUGGGAGAAAUUUGCUGUUAGCUAUUGAUGGCCUGGAUGAAAGUGAAUACAAAGGCCGCAAUGAUCUGCUUGAUGUCGUAGCUAAUCAUUUUUGUAAACUUCCUGCUUGGUUCCGGUUUCUUGUUACCACUCGACCCGAAGUAAAUAUUGCAGAUCGUCUUAAAAAGUUUAAUCCUAUUCAGCUGGAGCAAGAUAACGAAGAAAACGUGAAAGACAUCAGACUCUUCCUUGAAAAACAGUUGAGCAGUGUUAUUCAAGCGGGCUUUAAAGAGGUCAUUAUCGAUGCUCUGGUCCGAAAGGCUGCAGGGCAUUUUUUAUAUGCUUAUUUGAUGGUCGAUUUUAUCAGGGAAAACGUUUCACUUCUCACCCCCGAGGAGUUAGGAAGAACCUUACCUUCAGGUGUAUCGUCUGUUUAUCAAUCCUACUUUGAACGUUUAGAGAAAGAAUUGAAAAUUGGUGAGGACCAGUUUUUGACUUUUCUAAGUGCUUUGGCGGCUGCAAGAGAACCGCUACCACGAGACUUUGUUUCUAAGAUGCUGCUUUCGGACUCGAAGUCCCUAUCUGGUCCUCGGAAAGUAACAAAAGCUAUCAACUCUAUCUCAACCCUUCUACCUGUUCAUGAUGACUGCAUUGUGUUCUUCCACAAAUCAGUUAAGGACUGGUUGAUUGACAGAACUGGUUACGGGCGACACCACUUCUCCGUGGAUGAAAAGCAAGGUCAUGCCAUGCUCUCUCAGCUCUGUACUAAUGAACUGAAUAACGUGAAAAGAAAAGGCGUUCACGGAACAGAAUUCAGUAACACUGCAAGGUACGCCCUACAGCAUGGUGUUUAUCAUAUGCUCGAGUCGGAAGAGGUGGCAGAGAGUCCAAGAAGCUUUGAAGAAAUCGUUAACAACUAUGUCACCGACUUAGACAUUGUGUCUGCAAAGCUUUGUGUAAACAACACGGCUAGCUGUAAAGAUAUUAUCCUUACUCAGAAACAGGAAGCUUUUCAGUCAUUGAGUAGUGAGAGCCGAAAAGCCCUUGGCACGUUGUUGUCUCUCUUACGAAAGUACCAUGGGAGACUUUCGACGCAUCCUAGUACAAUAUUUCAAGUGAUGGUGAACGAGGGAGAGGACGUUUUUGCUGGUGAAGCGACAAAAGCUUUACAGAGUCGUAAAAUAGCCUAUAUGGAGUACCUUCAUAAGGAAGCUGUGAAGGAGUCAAAUGAGACCCAGGCAGAGUUUCCCUGUAACUCCAUGGUUGCUUGUUUUGAUGUUUCCGCUACGCAGGAGUUCAUGGUUUGCGAAUGUAAUGAUGGAAUGAUUUACCUUUGGUCACUCGAAACGGGUGAGCAAAGGUGGGUACGUCCCGUUGAGGUCAGGAAACGCUACUUGGCCUGUUUUUUCCCCUUAAGAGCGGUACCAAGCUCAAGUGUAUUCUCCUGUUAUCGCUCUGUUGUUUUUCACCCUACUGAGCCCGUUGUUCUUCCUGGAAUCCUUAGCCAUGCUUACUCGUUUGAAGGAAACCUCCAACCUCUGUUUCCAAGAAGCAAUUGCAGAUUUUCUGUUUGUUCAGUUCAUGGGGACGAGAGCAAAAUUAUCACCGAUUGCCCUGGCGAUGCUAAAUGCCUUGUCAUGUGGAAUCUAAAAAAUGGUGAAGAGAUCACUCGAACCAUCAGAAAUGAAGAUGUUUUGUCUUUUGCUUGGUCUCCAGAUGGAACGCUUCUGGCAAUUUCCCAUUGUUCGGGACUGGUAUGUUUGGUUGACGCAUUGAACGGCUUAGAGACUCUAGCAGAAGUCGCCACCUCUCAACCUUGUGGAAUGAUAAAGUUUACCCCUGACAUUCAAUUCCUUUUUUGUUCGUCUUUGUCAUUUCCAUUAUUAGACCCGGGGCCAAACUUAAGUUUUCGCUUAAACAUCAUUAAGUUGCCUUGUGGCACCUUUUCCUUUAACGUCGAUGAUCCCGUCAAUAAUCCCGUCUAUGAUCCCGUCGAUCCCGUCGAUGAUCCUCGGAAUUACGAAGCAUCUAGCAAAGGUGGAUUCUUGAUGGGUGAUCCUAUGUUUUUUUUUAGUUCUCGGGUUUAUGGGUUUGCAUUUGUAUUAAACAAACAAAGUGAAUUAAGGGUACUUUAUCAGGACAGCAAUAUUAAAAUGCUUAACUGUGGUAAACGGGACGAUUUGAGGCUCAACAGGCGUUUUCCUUUCAUUUUUCCUAUUGCCUUCGCUUUAGAUGGGAAGACCAUUUAUGGUACCUUUAAAUGGCAGAAAGACAUAAAAGUGGUAUGUUUGGAUGUGUCGAGUGGAGAGCGUAAAGCAGAGAAACGGAUAAGUACACGUGAUGUUUUACUUGUACCUGUGUCAGAAGGUGUCCUUUUGAAAGAAAGUAAACCUGGGGCGGAUGUUCAGCUAUGGAAUUUUGAGUUGUCACAACAAAUCCGAAGUUGGCCUAAUUUAAGCGAGGUUACGGAUAUAAUGCCAGUUUCUGACCAAUGUGUAGCGUGUGUAGAUUUUGAAGUAAGCAUCCUGGACACAUCAAAUGGAAACAUAGUGAAGACCAUCCCACUUUGGUACCAGGGUGUCCAGUUAGCAAGUCGGUUUCGUAUAGAAGCCAUACUAUGUAACAGUAAAUAUCAGCUGCUAUUCACUAUUGUAACACGUGGUGGAUUGAAACAUUUCCGUUCUAGCUCACUUCAGCUUUCAGAUGGCGAAAAUGUACUAUGGAAUACAAGUCUGACAUUUGCACGUCGUCGUGGCCUUAAAGAGGGCAUACCUGGGAUGUUUUCUCCAACAGAGGAGUUUGUCCUUAUCUCUGCAAGCGAUGAGAUUGAGCAAACGGUAAUUGUUUUUCAAGCAUCUUCAGGAAAGAGUCUCCGGACGCUAUGCACCGUUCGCAAAGUUCUUGGCUGUGCCUUUGUAAGUAAGACGGAAUGUGUUAUCGUCUGCAUGAAUACUUCAGGGAGGUAUUGUCUUCCGUUGUUCAAUGUUAGCACUGGGGAUUUCCUAACUGUACUUGAUAUAAAUUUUGUACCGUCCCAGUGUCUGGCGUCCUGUCCACAAGAGGGUUUGAUCGCUAUUGGCCAUGAGCACACAAAUAUGUGCACAGUUAUCGAAGUAAAACUGCCGCGAGACAAAGGAAACCGGGAAGCAAAAGGUGAGCAAUGCGUUUUUUCCUUAUCGUUAGUCGAAGAAUUGCUAAGUUUACGUAGCGUCGACAGAUCACACCCACAUUAAAUUUGCAAUAUUAGUUCCCAAAAAGGAGCUUGUGUGAAGGAUAUUGCAGUUUGUGGAUAUUAGUGGGGUCGAACCUCUAUUAAGCAGCUACUCUGUUUAGUGGCCUGUUGCUAGAUUCCCUGCAAACAAAGCUGUCAGUAAAUCACUGUAAAAAGGACCUUUAUUAAGCAGCUACUCUAUUUAGCGGCCUGUUACUAGAUUCCCUGCAAACAAAGCUGUCAGUAAAUCACUGUAAAAAGUACCUUUAUUAAGCAGCCACCCUAUUAAGCGGCCUGUUACUAGAUUCCCUGCAAACAAAGCUGUCAGUAAAUCACUGUAAAAAGUACCUUUAUUAAGCAGCUACUCUAUUUAGCGGCCUGUUACCAGAUUCCCUGCGAACAAAGCUGUCAGUAAAUCACUGUAAAAAGUACCUUUUAUUAAGCGGCCACUCUAUUUAGCGGCCUGUUACAAGAUUCCCUGCGAACAAAGCUGUCAGUAAAUCACUGUAAAAAGUACUUUUUAUUAAGCGGCCACUCUAUUUAGCGGCCUGUUACAAGAUUCCCUGCGAACAAAGCUGUCAGUAAAUCACUGUAAAAAGUACCUUUUAUUAAGCGGCCACUUUAUUUAGCGGCCUGUUACAAGAUUCCCUGCGAACAAAGCUGUCAGUAAAUCACUGUAAAAAGUACCUUUUAUUAAGCGGCCACUCUAUUUAGCGGCCUGUUACAAGAUUCCCUGCGAACAAAGCUGUCAGUAAAUCACUGUAAAAAGUACCUUUUAUUAAGCGGCCACUUGUCCCUUCCCUAAGGCUGGCCUCUGCUGGCCGCUUAACCCAUUCAAGUCCCAAGGGUGACCUCAAGUUUCCCUUAACAAUAUCAUUACAUCCUCAUACGAAAACAUGAGAAGUGAUGAAAUGAUCACCUUAUGAGAGAAAAUGCUUUGAUUCUUAAACAAAUUCUCUCAACUAAGUUUUUAAAGAAAUUUAAACCUCAAUUUUCCCUUAACAAUAUCAAUACAUCAUCAUAAGAAAACGUCAUGAGAAGUGAGCGAGAUAUCUCAGCUCCAGAAAACAUUGUGAAUCUUUAAAAACUUUGCCAGUAGCUGUAUUCUCAAUUUUCAAAUAUUCUUGCAGAUUACAUAGAUCUUGUCUAAUUAAUAGGGAUGUGAUAAUGGUUCUUACUUUGUUAUUUGGGACCACUAAUGAAUACAAAUUCAGUUUUUUGGGGGAUUUCAGAUCCUUACAUAAACAGAUAUUUUCUAAUUGCAUGCGUGAAUGAAGUAUUAUCGAUUGCUUUUAGUUUUUGCAUUCAGUUUUCCCCAUCCAUAGUAACCAGGAAGAUUUCACUGAAGCAAUCAGAAAUAAGUGGCCUUUAUAGUUUUGAUAAUUACUAAUUUUAUACAUAAAUUUUCAAUCCGUCAACUGAGUAACUUAUUCAUCGUAUUUUAAUGAUUUGCAGUUUCUGAAAGCUCAACACUUGGAGACAAAGGUUGUGCCACAGUGCUUCGACUUGGCAACGAAUUGUGAGUGCAAGGUUCUCUAUUCUUUCCCAUUCCAACUGUGAUUGAUUGACCAUUUUACUAAUUUCUUUGUGACUGGGGAGCCUAGGCUUAAUAAGCCUUCUGGUUUCUUCUGGGCUCUCUUGCCAACUAACAAUUCUUAUAUGUAUUUUUGCAUUGUAAUUUACUUUGGCUAAGUAAAACUGAACUGAACUGAACUGAAAUUGUAAAACGUUUUAACGUUUUUAAAAAAAAACAAAAAUUGCUGCUGAGGAACCGUUAUGUGGUUACCAAUGAUCAGGAAUCAGCGUGUAACCAGAACAUUAUUUUAAUAGCAAACGGGUAGGCAUAUAACCAGGAUUAUAAUACGGGAUUUUUACGUUACUUAAAGUUCAUUCUUGGCUCGAAAAGAAGCACGGUUGAGAAACCGAAAUUAGUUAACCCAUGCUAAUUGGCCACGAAGGUUCUCAAUGAUAUUUUAACUCUGCUUUUGACCACACGCUUGUAGGAUGUAAUGAUAACAUCCGAAACCCUUACGCUUCUUUCGCACCAAUAUUUAACAUGAUUAAAAGCUGUUUGGUUUAUCGCCUUGGCAUAUGUUUCCACUUAAAGGCUGCGUAUUGGUGUUUGUCGCCUUAAGUUCGCAGAAUUUAAAGCACAAGUUUAAAUUGAGAUAUGAAGUUACUUUAAAAUAUUUCGUUUUGUUAAACCUGCUAUAAUUAAAUAUGUUUAGUUGGAGUGAAUAGGGCACAAAGCACAUUCCAUUUGUUGCAUUUAGUAAAUUUACCCCUAGUACUUCGGAACAUAUUUAUCGGAAAGACUCUAGUGGCAGCUGACUCAGUUAAACUGAACUCAACAGAACUGUUACUGCUAACAAUUCAAAGUAGACAGACUGCAAAUUAUAGUAGUUGCUAAAAAAUAUAUCUACGUGUCUCAACUGUUCAUCAGUAGGAUGCCUAAAAUGCGUGCAAUUCCACAAUUGGUUUCGGCUCCAUCUCUCAGAGUCAUUGUAAAUGUUCUUGAUAUUCUUUAGUUUGUACUUUUAGAAUGUAUCUUUUAACUACGAAUUUUUAUAUACCACUGUCUAUUCUGUUCAAGACCGUUUUAUUUUUUAUAUUUUUGUAGUGGUGGAUCUCCCAGUACUUUUGUCUAGUAAGUAGAACUCAAUAAUUUUUUUCGAUUUUUUCUUUAUUGAUGGUUAUGGUAGUGUUUAAGUCUUACUUUACUGCGAAAUUGAUGUUUAGUUUUUAGAGUUUGGAGCCUCGAGGUUGAUGAUGGAUGUACAUGCAGUAUCCAGAAAUGUUACGUGAGCAGCCAGUCUCUUAUUGACAGUGACAUUGACAGCAGGUGGAUUGAAAAACACGCUGUGAAAAAAAAAGCCCAUAAAAAAUGGAAAAGCUUCGAAAAGUAUGCCAUCAGCAGUACGUUUAAACUUUUUAAUUAAAUGUUCAUCUUUUAACAUCGUUUUAGCAUCUUUUAAGGAUUUACAGUAAUUAUUAACAAGUAAACCAGAAAACCUCUAGAAUUGAUGCAGAGUAUCGUAAGCAAUAGCACAAGGCUUACAUUUGAAGAGGUUCCAUUAACAUUGGGUGAAUUAUAAUUAGUAAAGCAAACCAACACAAAACAUGUACAGUAUCAUAAUAACAACAGAUUAAGGAAUAUUUUUAAGAAUUUCCUUUUGGUGUCAUUAAAUGACUAUGUUAGCAAGUAAAACAGUGUAGUUUAAAUGAACUAUGUAGGUUCAUUUUGUAAGUUUGUGAUCAGUUUAUUGUAAAGUUUAUAGUUUUUUGUUAACAUCAUUUUGACUGAAGUAACAGCUUCUCGUUUUUACAUGAAGAAGCUUCCUUUUAGAUUUGACAUUUUUUUAGUUGCUAGUAAAACGGAGAACCUGAAGUUAAUGUUCUAAUCAGUUUCGAGAGCAAGGUUCAAGGUAUAUUUUCGAACAGUUAGGUUUCUAGGACUUAGUAUUAGCAACUCAAGUAAGACAGAACAACAAUAUAACAUAUUUUCAGUACGUAAUCAGUUUUGUAUUUGAUUUAGCGCAAAAACCGUAAGAACUGAUUUAGUAUCAUUAUCGAUAGCUUACCAUUUGUAUUUGAAGAUUUCUGGCCGGAAAAAGAGAACUAAUGUUCAGUUUCAUAAGCAAUAGCUUUAGUUUUAUAUUUAAAGGACCGUCGACUAAACCUGGAUCGGAGCGGAUGGGUUAAACCCCUGCAACCCUAUUUCUAAUCGUACAUGUAUGUCUUUUAUUGAGUUAUAAGCAAUAGCUUAAGGUUUGUAUUUGAAGAGUUUAGAUUUAGUACAAAAAUCGUAAGAACUGAUUCAGCAUCGUUAGCAGGCUUAGUAUACGACCGUUGACAAAAGCUGGAUUGGACCGGACUCAGGAUCAACCGGGUUUGUGACUCUAUCCCUAACCUUUUGUUAUUUAGUGAGUUACAGCGGUUGAUCCAAUUCCGGCGGUCCGAUCCGUGCCUUGCAGACGUUUUACUUAAGUUUUUUUUAUUAUUAUUAAAUAGCUUCUAGAACUAGCAAGUCAAACAGGAAACCCAAAGAAAUGAUUUUCAGUUUCAUCAUGACCUGUAGCUUAAGGUUGAUAACUGAAGACUAGAGUUUUUUGUCGUUAUUACAUUAAAUGACUUAGUUUAGCGAGUUAAAAGAAACACCCAAGAACUUACUUUUAGCAUCAUAAGCAAUAGCUUAAGUUUCAUGUUUCAAGAGUUCUUUAUUCUUAUUGGUGUCAUUUAAUGGCUUAGAUCGAAUUAGCACUCUUACUUUGUAUCAUCAUGACCUGUAACUUAAGGUUGAUAAUUGCAGAUUUGUUUGGUUGGUAAUGAUUAGUUUAGCAAAUGAAAAGGAGAACCUAAGAACUUACAUUGAGUAUCGUAAUUAAUAGUUUACGUUUUGUAUUUGAAGAGUUCUUUACUUUUAUUGGUGUCAUAAAAUGGCUUAAAAUAAGCACUCCAAGUGUAUUAACAUGAGCUGUUGCUUAAGGUUGGUAAUUGCAGUUUUUUGUGUCGGUAUUAUAUGACUUAAUUUAGUUAGUGAGUAGAAAUACCCUAAAACUUACGUGUAGUGUCAUGAGCAAUAGCUUAAGUUUUACGUUUGAGAAGUUUUUUAUUGGUGUCUUUAAAUGGCUUAGAACUAGCACUUAGGAAGUGAUGUUCAGGAUCAGGCGUCAUGAUUGACCAGUAGCUGAAAGGUGAUAGUUGUAGAGCUUUUCGUUGGUAUCAAAGUAAAUGACUUUGAAAACCUAAGAACGUACUUUUAGUAUCAUAAGCAAAAGUUCUAUAUUUUUAUUUGGUCAUUAAAUGGCUUAGAUCGAAUUAGCACUCCAAGUGUAUCAUCUUGACCUGUAUAGCUAAGGUUGAUAAUUGUGGAGUUUUUUGUCGGUAUUUUAUGACUGUAGUUUAGCAAGGGAAAAGGAAAACCCAAGAGCUUACAUCCAGUAUCGUGAGCAAUAGGUUAAGUCAUAUAUUUUUUUUUAUUUCAGUCAUUAAAUGGCUUAGAACUAGCAAUUAAGUAAAACAGAACCUUAAGAAGUGAUGUUAAGUAUCCGGCAUCAUGACCAGUAACUGAAGGACGAUAGUUGUAGAGUUUUUUGUCAGUAUUAUUAAAACAAAUUAGUCAGCAAGUGAACGGAAAAAUCUUAGAACAGGGGCGUAGCUGCCUUAAAAGCCAUUAAGCCCAGGUUAAAAUUACCUCAUAUAAGGGAAGGUAGGUUUUUUAUUGGGGGGAGGGCUGGGUCGUAGAGGCGACUCUCCGACCCUUCCCCGACUAUGACAAGCUUCCUGAUUUCCAGUAUCUACCACUAUCAGCAACGUCUAUCGAUGGUCGUGAACCUGAUGAUUUAAGCCCCGAGCUCAAAUGAAAAGAAUGUUCCACCAACACAAAUUAAAUCCAGGAGAAGGCGGGACAAUAGCUGAAUUUUCUCGGAACUGUGUUGUCCCGCUGAAGUUUGUGGUGAAGGACUAUGUCGAUCACCUUGGUCAUAUGAAAUGUGUAAGGAAAAGCGAAGGAUUGAAAGUGAAAGGCAGAAAACGCAGUGGCUGGAAGAAGAUUACAACGACAUUUAAUGAGAGCAAUUGUAAAAUUCUGACCAAAUGUCGUCGUUGAAAGUUCAUGAACUUAAUUUGUACUUGGUACGACAUGGAAUCGUGUUUAACGGGAAGAAGCCAGA
Porites lobata is the source of this 10192-nucleotide messenger RNA. NCBI's taxonomy places the organism in Eukaryota, Metazoa, Cnidaria, Anthozoa, Scleractinia, Poritidae. The record is from the annotation of a GenBank genome assembly.